This is a messenger RNA of Cooperia oncophora, 459 nucleotides long. The record is from the annotation of a GenBank genome assembly. Lineage: Eukaryota; Metazoa; Nematoda; Chromadorea; Rhabditida; Trichostrongylidae.
AUGGUCGCUAUACCAAUUUACGUUCGACAUUCCAUAGUGCUGAGAGGAGGAACUGGAAGUCGUCUAGAGAUGACGGUUGGACCAAAGCAAAGCAUGGGCAAAAUCAGAUGUCAAUGCCGAAAGCAGUGUGAAUGCAAAUCUAUGUCAAUGCCGAAAGCAGUGUUGAACUGCAAUCUGGUGCCUUCACAAGGGAAAUGUACGUUCGAUCCGUCAUCACAUUUGCUUCAGUGGACUAUAGGCAAGAUAGAACUGGGAAAGCCGCCAAAUAUUAAGGGAACUGUAUCCGUCUCUGGAACGACGACUAUAGAGACGCCACCGAUCUCGUUACGUUUUCGUAUCAAUCAACUGGCUGUAUCCGGGCUCAAAGUAAACCGCCUAGAUAUGUAUGGGGAAAAGUACAAACCUUUCAAAGGUGUCAAAUAUAUCACAAAAGCUGGAAAAUUCCAAGUACGGACGUGA